AUGCCCAGUGCUCGCCGCAAGCUCCCGCCGGGCGCCCGUUCCGCCUUGGUUCCCCGUGGCCCCGGCGCGCGGCGUGCGUCUGGCUUCCUCCCCCAUCGGGCCCCGCCCGGUCGUUUGCGGGCGCGCGCACCUUCCCAGGCGGGCGGGCGGGCCUCAGGGUCGAGAGGCUCCCGAGCGAGCGUCGAUUGGCUGAUGUGGUGGCCACGCGUCGGGCCUCUGAAACUCGGGGCGAGCGCCCAGAGUCGGCUCGCCAGGCAGUGCCAGGCGCAUCUCAGCUAAUCCAAAAGUAAAUGAGGAACUUAGAAAAAGAUUGCCAACUCCAGAUCAACAUAUUUAGAGAAAAUUGGAAAAGGAGAAGCUUAUGACAGCUUUAUUUGAGGACUUUUUAAAGAACGCAGAAUUCUAGCUGUGAGCUUCAAAUCUUGGAGCAAAAACCAGAGACAUUGCCAGAGCAAACAAGAAUAGAAGUACAAAUGGAGGACUGGUCAAAAGAGAUAGCCCAUAGUUACCUUGAACAAGAGACUACAGGGAGAAAUAAAAGUACAGAGCCAGAUGAGCAACCAACUGUGAAUUCUAAGGAAAGCAUGCAUCAGAAAUCCAGUGAAUUGGUUAAUGAAGCCACCUGUGAGGACACAGAACUGCCAGGGCAGAGAUCAAGGAAUUUUCCUUAUCCAGGUGAUGAGACAGCUGACUGCACUAUUGAAAAAUCCAACAUUAUGGAACAUAGAGAUCGUGAUUUGCAUUGUGAGUGUACGAUCCCUUGUCAAGUUACUUCAGACUUAGAUAAAGAGAAGACAAUAGCAUUUCUUCUAAAAGAAUUGGACAUUCUCAGAGCAAGCAAUAAAAAGCUUAAAGAAAAACUGACUAAAGAAGAUAAGGAACAUAGAAAACUAAAGCUUAGGCUGGAACUCCAGGAGAAAGCAACAGAAGCUCAUAUUGCUGAGAAGACAGCAGCUCUGGUUGAAGAAGUGUAUUUUGCACAGAGGGAACGUGAUGAAGCUAUUAUGUCUCGACUGCAGUUAGCCAAUGAGGAGAGAGAUGAAGCAAUUGCACGAGUGAAGCAUAUGGAAAUGUCUCUAAAAGUGCUAGAAAAUAUUAACCCUGAAGAAAAUGACAUGACAUUACAGGAAUUACUGAACAGAAUAAACAAUGCAGACACAGGGAUAGCUAUUCAGAAGAAUGGAGCUGUAAUUGUGGAUAGAAUCUACAAGACCAAGGAAUGUAAAAAGAGAAUAACAGCAGAAGAAAUGAAUGCAGUGAUAGAAGAACGGGAUGCUGCUUUGUCUCAGUGCAAACGGCUAGAGCAGGAGCUUCAUCAUCUGAAAGAGCAGAACCAGACUUCAGCAAACAACAUGAGACAUCUGACUGCUGAAAACAAUCAAGAACGUGCUCUGAAGGCAAAGUUGUUAGCUAUGCAAGAAGCCAGAGAAACUGCAAUUCAACAGUACAAAAGACUAGAAGAAGAAAUACAAACACUUCGUGUUUACUACAGCUUACAUAAAUCUUUAUCCCAAGAAGAAAGUCUGAAGGAUCAGUUUAACCAUACCCUUGGUACUUACGAAGAAGCUUUAAAAAAUAGAGAAAACAUUGUUUCCAUCACUCAACAGCAGAAUGAGGAACUGGCUAUCCAACUGCAGCAAGCUCUGACAGAUCGAGCAAACAUGGAAUUAGAGCUUCAGCAUGCCAUGGAGGCCUCCCAAGCGGCCAAUGACAAAGUUCAGAAGCUGGAAAGGCUGGUGGACGUCCUGAGGAAGAAGGUUGGAACAGGGACCAUGAGGACAGUGAUCUGACUGAAAAAAACGACAGUCUGGGGAAGCAAUCACAUCUGGUGACCAGGCUGCUUCAUUCAACACUGUGUAAACACUAAAGCCUUAACUUAGCAAACAGUUGUUAGAAGUGGGACACUCCAACCACAUUCCAAGCUGAGAUAAAAUCAGAUCACAAAUGUUUAACCACUUUGCUGCUGACUUAUUUAUCCAAAUGUAUUAACUACAGACUUUUACCAAUGAGUAGCUAUAAAGUUGUAGCUUAUUUUGUAACUAUUUUAUAUCACUCUAUUUGAUAUAAAUCUUUUUACUGAGAGGCCAUUAUAGGUCAUAUCUUCACAUACGGCCCUUUCUGAAUCAAAAUGCAGCAAAGUAAAUAUUGUCUAAACCUUAAUCCAUUGUGUUAGGUCAGAACUUCAAAUACGUGCAUUUUUCAAUAUAGAGUUUAUUUCUUAACUGAUGAGAGCAGCUCAGACAUGAGAAUGUAUAGUCUUCCUCCAAUGCAUACACAUGAUCUUUGUUAAUAUUAAAGAAUAUUAAAUAUAAAUACCAAGAAUUAAAUGUAUAAUUUGCUCCAAUAGUUUGGUACAUUAAAAUUACAUUAAUCAAGGAAUGAUUUUUGUUUCACUACAAAUAAUACAAACUGUUUUCAAUAAAAAAGAGGAUAUUGUU
Messenger RNA from Leopardus geoffroyi (Geoffroy's cat), 2438 nucleotides. It is a transcript of the gene MIPOL1, whose product is annotated as mirror-image polydactyly 1. NCBI's taxonomy places the organism in Eukaryota, Metazoa, Chordata, Mammalia, Carnivora, Felidae. Bases 474 to 1790 code for a protein of 438 amino acids. The transcript is spliced from 13 exons. The record is from RefSeq and is a predicted model, not a curated record.